Molecule: messenger RNA, 2241 nt
Organism: Emys orbicularis (European pond turtle)
Lineage: Eukaryota; Metazoa; Chordata; Testudines; Emydidae
Gene: EXT1
Product: exostosin glycosyltransferase 1
Exons: 11
Coding region: 1-2241 (746 amino acids)
Cellular component (GO): membrane
Molecular function (GO): glycosyltransferase activity
Source: RefSeq, a predicted model, not a curated record
AUGCAGGCCAAAAAACGCUAUUUCAUCCUGCUCUCAGCUGGCACUUGUCUCGUCCUUUUGUUUUACUUCGGAGGCUUGCAGUUCAGGGCAGCGAGAAACCAAAGCAGGAGAGAGGAGCACAGUAGCAGGAAUGGCUUGCACCACACCAGCCCGGAUCACUAUUGGCCCCGAUUCCCGGACGCUUUGCGCCCCUUCAUUCCUUGGGAUCAAUUGGAAAACGAGGAUUACAAUGUGCACAUUUCCCCUAGGCAGAAGAGAGACGCCAAUUCCAGCGUCUACAAAGGCAAGAAGUGCCGCAUGGAGUCCUGCUUCGAUUUCACCCUUUGCAAGAAAAACGGCUUCAAAGUCUACGUGUACCCGCAGCAGAAAGGGGAGAAAAUCGCCGAAAGUUACCAAAAUAUUCUAGCAGCCAUCGAGGGAUCCAGGUUUUACACUUCCGAUCCGAGCCAAGCUUGCCUGUUUGUUCUGAGCUUGGAUACCUUAGACAGAGACCAGUUGUCACCCCAGUAUGUGCACAACCUGCGAUCGAAAGUGCAAAGCCUCCACUUGUGGAACAAUGGUAGAAAUCAUUUAAUUUUUAAUUUAUAUUCCGGCACCUGGCCCGAUUACACUGAAGACGUAGGGUUUGAUAUUGGCCAGGCGAUGCUGGCUAAAGCUAGCAUCAGUACUGAAAACUUCAGACCGAAUUUCGAUGUUUCUAUUCCGCUCUUUUCUAAGGAUCAUCCUAGGACAGGAGGGGAGAAGGGAUUUCUAAGGUUUAACACCAUCCCUCCUCUCAGGAAGUACAUGUUGGUAUUCAAGGGGAAAAGGUACCUGACAGGGAUAGGGUCAGACACCAGGAAUGCCUUAUAUCACGUCCACAACGGGGAGGAUGUUGUCCUCUUGACCACCUGCAAGCAUGGCAAAGACUGGCAAAAGCACAAGGAUUCGCGUUGCGAUAGAGACAACACCGAAUAUGAAAAGUAUGAUUAUCGUGAAAUGCUGCACAAUGCCACUUUCUGUCUGGUUCCCCGUGGCCGCAGGCUUGGAUCCUUCAGGUUUCUGGAGGCUCUGCAGGCUGCCUGUGUCCCAGUUAUGCUUAGCAAUGGAUGGGAGUUGCCAUUCUCCGAAGUGAUUGAUUGGAACCAAGCUGCCGUCAUAGGGGAUGAGAGAUUGUUAUUACAGAUUCCUUCUACAAUCAGGUCUAUCCAUCAGGAUAAAAUCCUAGCACUUAGACAGCAGACACAGUUCUUGUGGGAGGCUUAUUUUUCUUCAGUUGAGAAGAUUGUAUUGACCACACUAGAGAUUAUUCAGGACAGAAUAUUUAAGCACAUAUCACGUAACAGUUUAAUAUGGAACAAACAUCCUGGAGGGUUAUUCGUAUUGCCACAGUAUUCCUCAUAUCUGGGAGAUUUUCCUUACUACUAUGCUAAUCUAGGUCUCAAACCCCCCUCCAAGUUCACUGCCGUUAUCCAUGCAGUAACUCCCUUGGUAUCCCAAUCUCAGCCUGUGCUGAAACUCCUGGUUGCUGUAGCCAAGUCCCAGUACUGUGCACAGAUCAUUGUUUUAUGGAAUUGUGAUAAACCCCUCCCAGCCAAACACCGCUGGCCUGCCACUCCUGUGCCUGUCAUAGUCAUCGAAGGGGAGAGCAAGGUUAUGAGCAGUCGCUUCCUACCUUAUGACAACAUAGUCACAGAUGCUGUGCUAAGCCUUGACGAGGACACCGUGCUUUCAACCACCGAGGUGGAUUUUGCCUUUACAGUAUGGCAGAGUUUUCCGGAGAGGAUUGUAGGGUACCCUGCUCGCAGUCACUUUUGGGAUAAUACUAAGGAGAGAUGGGGCUAUACAUCCAAAUGGACUAAUGACUAUUCCAUGGUAUUGACAGGAGCUGCUAUUUACCACAAAUAUUAUCACUACCUGUACACUCAUUACCUGCCUGCCAGCCUGAAGAAUAUGGUGGACCAACUGGCCAAUUGUGAGGACAUUCUAAUGAAUUUUUUGGUGUCCGCUGUGACAAAACUGCCUCCAAUCAAAGUAACACAGAAAAAACAGUAUAAGGAGACCAUGAUGGGGCAGACUUCCAGGGCUUCCCGCUGGGCUGACCCAGAUCAUUUUGCCCAGCGGCAGAGCUGCAUGAACACUUUCGCCAGCUGGUUUGGCUAUAUGCCGCUGAUCCAUUCUCAGAUGAGGCUUGACCCUGUCCUCUUUAAAGAUCAGGUCUCCAUCCUGAGGAAGAAAUAUCGAGACAUUGAACGACUUUGA